Messenger RNA from Prosopis cineraria, 1081 nucleotides. RefSeq names its product oxygen-evolving enhancer protein 2, chloroplastic-like. Gene Ontology annotation, cellular component: photosystem II oxygen evolving complex; extrinsic component of membrane; photosystem II. Gene Ontology annotation, biological process: photosynthesis. The record is from RefSeq and is a predicted model, not a curated record. Gene Ontology annotation, molecular function: calcium ion binding. Lineage: Eukaryota; Viridiplantae; Streptophyta; Magnoliopsida; Fabales; Fabaceae.
ACAUUUCCAAUGGCUCAUCAGCAUCAAAAAACUAAGCCAAUUCAAUUCCAAGCUCACAAUUGUUAACAUCCUCUCCAAUUUGUUCGCUGAGUGACACUAAGCACCAAAAUGGCCUCUACUCAAUGCUUCUUGCACCACCACGCCCUCGGUACUACUGGUUCUUCUUCUUCUUCUUCUUCUUCUUCUUCUUCUCAGCGUCUUGUGCUACACCGCAAGCCAAACCAGAUUGUUUGUAAAGCCCAGAAGCAAGACGAUGAUGUCAGCCUCGUCUCUCGCCGAUUUGCUCUCACCGUGCUCAUUGGUGUCGGAGCUGCUGCCUCUAAGGUCUCUCCUGCUGAUGCUGCCUAUGGUGAAGCUGCCAAUGUGUUUGGAAAGCCAAAGACAAACACAGACUUCAUUCCCUACAACGGAAAUGGAUUCAAGCUCUCAAUCCCCUCCAAGUGGAACCCGAGCAAGGAGGUUGAAUACCCAGGUCAGGUUCUUAGGUUUGAGGACAACUUCGAUGGCAACAGCUACGUCACCGUCACAGUCACUGAUACUGAGAAGAAAUCCAUUACUGACUAUGGUUCACCCGAAGAGUUCCUCUCUACGGUGGAUUAUUUACUAGGAAAACAAGCCUACUUUGGCAAAACUGAUGCUGAGGGUGGGUUUGAAUCAGAUGUCGUGGCAACGGCGAACAUCUUGGAGAGUUCAUCGCCUGUGAUUGGUGGGAACCAGUACUAUGCUGUGACAGUGCUGAAGACUGCUGAUGGAGAUGAAGGUGGGAAGCACCAAUUGAUCACAGCAACAGUGAAGGGUGGGAAGUUGUACAUUUGCAAGGCUCAAGCAGGAGACAAGAGGUGGUUCAAGGGGGCAAGGAGAUUUGUUGAGGCUACAGCAAGCUCUUUCAGUGUUGCUUAAAAAUUCAACACACAUGAAAGGACAAUCUGCAUGUAAAUCAUCGUCAAGUGUUUAUUUUUAAUUCAUGUUUUUGAGUUUUCUGGCCCUCUUCCCCCCCCCCCCCAAAAAAAAAAGUUUCAUUAUUUCGAGGAUAUUGAUUAUCUUAAUUUUCAUGGAGUUCGAGGUUCCCAUGCUUCCUUUC